GAAACCCCGUUUGCCCCUUUUCUCUUCCCGGCGUUACAGCGAGAAGAUGCCUGGAGUGACGGUGAAAGACGUCAACCAGCAGGAGUUCGUCAGAGCCCUGUCUGCCUUCCUCAAGAAGUCUGGUAAACUUAAAGUACCUGAAUGGGUGGAUACAGUUAAACUGGCAAAACACAAGGAAUUGGCACCAUAUGAUGAAAACUGGUUCUACACCCGCGCUGCCUCCACAGUUCGUCACUUGUACCUCCGUGGUGGUGCUGGUGUUGGCUCCAUGACGAAAAUCUAUGGUGGGCGCCAGCGUAAUGGUGUUAUGCCAAGCCACUUUAGCCGUGGGUCAAAGAGUGUGGCACGGAGGGUACUGCAAGCUCUGGAGAACCUGAAAAUGGUGGAGAAAGACCCCAAUGGUGGUCGCAGACUGACUCCCCAGGGACAGAGAGACUUGGACAGAAUCGCUGGACAGGUUGCAGCCGCUAACAAGAAACAACAUUAAGUGAAUUUUCAAACAAUAAAUAUCCUGCUCCCGAAA
Messenger RNA from Pseudophryne corroboree (corroboree frog), 523 nucleotides. It is a transcript of the gene RPS19, whose product is annotated as ribosomal protein S19. The transcript is spliced from 6 exons. Gene Ontology annotation, biological process: translation; ribosomal small subunit assembly. Gene Ontology annotation, cellular component: ribosome; cytosolic small ribosomal subunit. The record is from RefSeq and is a predicted model, not a curated record. Gene Ontology annotation, molecular function: RNA binding; structural constituent of ribosome. NCBI's taxonomy places the organism in Eukaryota, Metazoa, Chordata, Amphibia, Anura, Myobatrachidae. Bases 47 to 487 code for a protein of 146 amino acids.